Molecule: messenger RNA, 2316 nt
Organism: Maudiozyma saulgeensis
Lineage: Eukaryota; Fungi; Ascomycota; Saccharomycetes; Saccharomycetales; Saccharomycetaceae
Source: the annotation of a GenBank genome assembly
AUGAAUACUGACUUAUCGACAAUGGCGAUCCCAUCUGGGUUCACUCCAACAGAUCAUCAUCUUCUUCAUCGUCAUGAAAAUACGACAGAUCCUUCCACUAAUACUAGUACUAAUAAUACUGAUGAUGUCAGCGCCGACAAUGCAAAUGCCGCCUCCGUCGUCGCCGCUCAGGGUAACAACGCCCUCGCUCAAAAUAUUAGUCCCAAAAAUGUUUAUAAUAAGAGCAAUAGUACAGCACAACCUGCUAUAACGGUAACACCAGCGAUGGGGAAUGCAGAUUAUAAGAGUAUACCCAUUAAUAAUAUGAACAUGACUUUUAAUAACAAUAGCAAUAGCAAUAGUAAUAGUAACCUUAACGCUAUGAAUAAUAAUAAUAACAUUAAUGGUUCAUCAGCAUCACAACAAAUGGCGAAAUUACGCAGAGAUUCUAUUGCUCAUUCACAAGGGAUGGGUGGUGUUUCCUGGGGUUCUCUAACGAUCGGGUCUUGGUUAAGGGAUGAGGUCAUGUUUAAUGCUACUAUGAAACAACAUUCAAACAAUACUUCGAGGUCGAAUAGUAACAUUCUUGCGAAUGCACCUAUUGAUUAUCGUCGUUUAUCAACUAUUAAUAAUCCAUCAACUAAUGCUUUAACGACGUCAAGAGAUUCUGUAAGUGGAUCAGUAAAGAAAUUUACUCCAAAUUCACCACCGAUUUUUGCACAAUCUGCUUAUUUACCAUCUCUCGAAGAACAGUAUUGUAAAGAUUAUUCAUGUUGUGGAAUUUCAUUACCUGGUUUACAUGAUUUACUGAGGCAUUACGAAGAAGCUCAUAUUAACCCUGGUACUACAAGUACCAGUGGUGCUAUGACAACACCUUCAACUCCUAUGGCUCCUGGUACAACUACUACUCAGGGAUUUUCAAUGGCAUUUAAUAAGAGAAAAUCACAAGCUCAACAAGGUACCACAUCUUCGUCAUCAACCACUGCGAAUGCAACCACAUCAGAUGCUAAUGCUAAUACUACUAGUACUACCGCUACUUCACAGCCACAAUUACAUAGACAGUCAAUGACACAGAGACAACAUGGAUCUAAAAUGACUCAAACGAAAACACAACAACAAAAUGUUCAAGUACCGUUACAAGUGCCGAGAAAUAAUAAUACGAUGAUGGAACAGAAACAUAUUAUUCAACAACAAUUAAAACCACAAAAUAGUAAAAAUUCUGCGUCGACUGCAACAACUACGACAGGUCAAUCGACGGUUACUACUCAACCAACAACGGACUCACAAUUGUUUAUUAACGGUAAUGUAAAUAGUGGUAUUUCUACCAAUGAAGUUUUCUUAUCAUCGAACAAUAAGAAUGGGAAUAGUGGUGCUAGUAAUAGUGCAAAUAACAGCAACAGAAACAAGAUUAAUCCAGAUUUUACUUUUAAUGUUACUGAUGGCCAAAAUAAUAACAAUUCUAAGAUUAUUAAUAACACAACAAGUCAUUACACAACUACUAACUCACAUAACAAUUCAGUUGAUUUAAAUUUCAUGGAUGAUGAUUUAUUGACAAGAAUGGGAUUACAUGCUAACGAUCCAUUGUCGGUCAGUUCAUACGUUCAAAAUUCAAGACAAAACUUCAUAAAUAAUCAACACCAGUCUAAUCAACAUGGUAAUGAUAUGGAUGAAGAUGAUGAUGAUGAUGAUGACGAUGAUGAUGAUGACGAUGAUGAUGACGACGACGAAGAUGAUUUGAUGUCUGGUACUACCAAUACAGGCAAUAAUAGUCAUUCGACAACACACACUUCUCCAUUAAAUGGUAAUAUCAAUGGUACGACAAACUUGCAUAAUGGCCAUAUAGAUAUUAAUUUUAAUAAUAUGGCAAGCAUUCCACAAAAUGGAAUAUUUGGAGAUUUUAAGGAUCCAGGUAUGUUACUAUCAUUGCAAUCACAAGGCAAUGGUAGAGGUAAUCAAAAUUUGAUCAACAAUCAAAAUAUGAAUAGAAAUUUCUCCAUAAAUAAACCUAAUAAGCAAGGUUAUAUUGAUGAUCCAGCAAGAAGAUUGUACGUAAUGGAUCAUGAAGAACAUAAACCAUUUAAAUGUCCUGUCAUUGGUUGUGAAAAGACUUACAAGAAUCAAAAUGGUUUGAAGUAUCAUAGACUACAUGGUCAUCAAAAUCAAAAAUUGCAUGAAAAUCCAGAUGGUACAUUCAGUAUAUUAGAUCCAGAUUCAAAUGAGCCAUAUCCAGAAGGUAUGGGUUACGAAAAAGAUAAACCGUACCGUUGUGAAGUAUGUGGUAAACGUUACAAGAAUCUGAAUGGGUUGAAGUAUCAUAGAGGUCAUUCAACGCAUUAG